Olea europaea var. sylvestris is the source of this 800-nucleotide messenger RNA. RefSeq names its product probable xyloglucan endotransglucosylase/hydrolase protein B. Gene Ontology annotation, biological process: carbohydrate metabolic process. Gene Ontology annotation, molecular function: hydrolase activity, hydrolyzing O-glycosyl compounds. The transcript is spliced from 4 exons. The record is from RefSeq and is a predicted model, not a curated record. Lineage: Eukaryota; Viridiplantae; Streptophyta; Magnoliopsida; Lamiales; Oleaceae. Bases 31 to 528 code for a protein of 165 amino acids.
UCCCUCAUCUCCUUCUUCUUCCUCUGUCCUAUGAGAAAGAUGGGUUCUUAUCACCAAUGGAGUUUGUCAAUCUGUUUCUUGAUGAUGGUCUGUGGAGCAAUGGGAGCAGCUCCAAGGAAACCAGUAGAUGUACCAUUUGGGAGAAACUAUAUGCCCACCUGGGCUUUUGAUCAUAUCAAGUACUUCAAUGGUGGAUCUGAGAUCCAGCUCUCUCUUGACAAGUACACUGGUACUGGUUUUCAGUCAAAGGGUUCUUAUCUAUUUGGGCACUUCAGUAUGCAGAUUAAAAUGGUUCCUGGAGAUUCAGCUGGAACUGUCACUGCUUUCUAUCUGUCUUCUCAAAACUCGGAGCACGACGAAAUAGAUUUCGAGUUCUUGGGAAACAGAUCAGGGCAACCAUACAUUUUGCAGACAAAUGUGUACACCGGAGGGAAGGGAGACAAAGAACAUCGCAUUUAUUUGUGGUUUGAUCCAUCCAAAGAAUACCACUAUUAUUCUGUAUUGUGGAAUCUCUACCAGAUUGUGUAAGUCUUGAGUUCUUCAUUGAAUCUGCCACUGCCACCCAUAUUUUUGUUUUUUGAAAUCAUUUCGACAACAUCUGUAAAUUCUCAUGAUUUUACUUUUCUGUUAACAAAUUAACUUUUUUUCCAACACACUUACUUUUCAAAAAGAUAAAUUUGCCUUUUCUUGCAAUGUUUAAGACAAAGAAAUGUUUUUUUCCUCUCUCACUCUGACUUAUACUCAACUUUUUGACUUGAGUCCUCACGUGAAAUUAUUAAAUUUAGUCAUUGUUUCUAUUU